Molecule: messenger RNA, 549 nt
Organism: Adineta ricciae
Lineage: Eukaryota; Metazoa; Rotifera; Eurotatoria; Adinetida; Adinetidae
Source: the annotation of a GenBank genome assembly
AUGGAGACAACACCAAAUCAUAAACAACGAAAAUUCAAGGAAUUGACGCCGAAAGAAUUGGCUAUACUUCGAACAAAUUCGAAACUGAGCGACAAAGAGAUCAAAAUGUGUUAUGAAGGAUUUAUUGAAAUGUGUCCGACAGGUCAACUUGAUCAGAAAACAUUUACUUCGAUAUGUAAAACAUUUGAUCCAGACACCGAUGAACAAAUAUGCGGCGACGGGACAGUUGAUUUUAGUGAAUAUCUUUUUGCUACAGCUGUUACCAAUUUUAGCGGUGAUCUAGAACAACGACUUGAAUUCAUAUUCGAUUUUUGGGAUAUUUCUGAAGAUGGACAACUCGAUCAGAACGAAUUGGGUCGUUUGAUUUCGGCUAUGUAUGAUCGAGCUCGAAUAAAAGAUCGUCAUGGUGAUAAUGAUCCUCAUAAACGUGCGAAAGAAAUAAUCAAGAAACUUGACAUUAACCAUGAUAAGAAAAUAAGCAAAGAAGAAUUUAUUCAAGGAUGUCAACGUGAUGAAGUCAUCGCUAAACUUCUUGCUCCUGCACUGUAA